UUUCUCCAAAUGUACGACUCAAAAUAAUGGCAUCUGCAUCAUACUAGAUCGGAAUCAAAAAUAAUAAAUCUGAUACAAUAGAAUAAACUUAUCGAACUUUGCAUAUAUAUGGCUGUUGGUCUAAUAUGCCUUCUGGAGCCGUUAGCGUUUCUUCAGCAAGCGCCUCGAAGCUGGCCUCAUGUGAUGAAUGCAGACUCAAAAAGGUGAAGUGCUCUGGAGAACCAUCUGGCUGCAGUCGAUGUGUUCGAGAGGGUAUACCAUGCCACUACUCAGACCGCCAGAAAAUGGGCCGGCCCCGAAAGAGGCGCCUCACGUCCCGAGAGGAUGGAGAGGAGAAACAAGACAACACAAGCAUAAAUACCACUUUUUCAAAGAAUGGGCAUAAUGACAAAGGUAUUCACAUGUCAAAUAUGCCGAAUGAAAACAACCUGGUCCAGAACAGCUCGCCUUUCACACCCCCUUUCAGCGACGAAACAUUAAACUUGCUCUCUCCGACUUCAAAUUUUAAUAUGGGCUUUCCGUCGCUUGAGAACUUUAAUUUUAGCAGCAAUAAUGAUAUCCAUAUUCCAUCCAGUAGUUCGGAAGAUGUGCACUUGUCGUUGGAUCCAUAUCUCAAUACCCAGAAAGACUUCUCAAGCUUUCAAACGCCUUCGUUCAUGCAGAACCUGCCAGGAAUGGAUGGGGAGAACUCUUGCGCCUGUCUGUCAAAUCUCUACCUUGCCAUGUCAGAGCUACAGACCGUACCGCCAGAUUUCCCAUUCCCAAGCACGAUACAUUUGGUAUCAAAGGCUGUUCCAGUUGCGCGAGGGGCCAUCGAUUGUCCAAUCUGUGGAACAAAAUUUCUCCUUGGGAUGCCAAAUACGAUGCUCGUCAUCUCGUUAUUGUCAUUAAUGGCGAGUAUCUGCGCCAAGACGUACGAGUUUAUCGAUACAAAAGCAGACGACUCGAAAUCGCGGGGCGAAACAAAACUUUUUCGAAUGGGCGAAAUGGAUCCGCAGACGAUUCAUUUACAUACCGGCACUGCAGACUGUCCAAUGGGUUUUAAUGUUGAGCUCGAGCCAGAUGAGUGGCGUCAUAUGGCAAAAAGGGUGGUGCGCGCAACGGUAAAAGGAAAAGGAGACGGCAAGUCUGGUUUGAUGGGUCUCAUAGCAGCCAUGGAAGAGCGUCAAAAAUCGUGGCACGAAAAUCAUGUCAGUCCCAUACCUCUGGUGGUGCCGAAUCCGGAACAGAGAGCGACUAGUUGCCAAGGCGCGUCAUCCGCAGCUGGCACAACGCCAGUGUGUGUUCGAAUGGUACAUAAUGUGCGCGGUUACCUCAAAAUCUUUGAUUGAUUUGGAGCGCUUUGCGAUAAUUGAGAUACCCUAAAACGCUUUCAAUGCUCGAAUUCUCCCAUGCUCCGUUGGUGAGGAAAAUCAGCA
Molecule: messenger RNA, 1418 nt
Organism: Xylona heveae TC161
Lineage: Eukaryota; Fungi; Ascomycota; Xylonomycetes; Xylonales; Xylonaceae
Exons: 3
Coding region: 126-1331 (401 amino acids)
Biological process (GO): regulation of DNA-templated transcription
Molecular function (GO): DNA-binding transcription factor activity, RNA polymerase II-specific; zinc ion binding
Source: RefSeq, a predicted model, not a curated record